Molecule: messenger RNA, 2061 nt
Organism: Hydractinia symbiolongicarpus
Lineage: Eukaryota; Metazoa; Cnidaria; Hydrozoa; Anthoathecata; Hydractiniidae
Product: ubiquitin-conjugating enzyme E2 Q2-like
Exons: 12
Coding region: 250-1362 (370 amino acids)
Source: RefSeq, a predicted model, not a curated record
AUGCCAAAGUGUUGCCACGGCAACAUUUUUUUAUGUUGAGCAAAAUUUAAAAAAAUGUUUUUACAUGUUUUUAAAAGCUUUAUAUGAAUUCUUAGUUUAUAUUAUUAUAUUAUUUUGUGUUUCUAUUAUUAUUUGUGGUAGCAGUGCUAAAAUGGGAAUCAUGAACAUGUAUACAUAAUUUCUGUUUUGUUAUUUUGCUUUAGAUAAAAUAUGUGGCCUAAAUAAAAAAUAUAUACCAACCUCAUCAUAAUGAAAGUCAAAUCAGAGAUAACAUAUUUAAAGACUGUCUUUCCGAAAACCCAUGAUGUUUUACGAAUUAUAUCAGGAACAGUGGAUGAUUUGACUUGCUCCUUUACAGACAACAGUUCUAAAAAGCACACUAUAUUAUGCAAUAUCACGCAUGAAUACCCUGUUAUCUCUCCAAUAUGGUUUUCUGAAUCUGAAGAGUCAUACAUUGUUGACAUCAUUGAAAAGGUUAAUGCUGUGAAAAGUGAUAAACACUUGUUACUGAACAUGGUGAAGUCACUGGCAAUAGAAUUGUUCAAAUUAAGACAGCAAGCCACACCAAGUGAAAUAAUGAAUAUGGCUGUUCCUGAGUCCACAGAAGUUGAAGAAGAUGAUGUCGAUGUGGAUAUGGAUGAAGAUGAAGGAAUUGAAGAUGAACAAGAUGACUUUUACAUUGAUGACCAUUUGAAUUUUGAUGAGGAGCCAACUAGUGAAGAACGCAAAGAAAAAGAAGAAAUUGGAAGCGAUAAUUUCACACAGUUGCAGAAACUACGCGUUACCCAGAGACAGGAAUAUUUAACGGGUCGAGUGAGUGGAUCAGUACAAGCGACAGAUAGGUUGAUGAAAGAGUUAAAAAAUAUAUACGCAUCAGAAAAUUUUAAAGCAAAACUGUAUACGAUAGAAUUAAAAGAAGACAGUAAUUUAUAUGAUUGGUAUGUGAAACUGAGAGGGUUUGAUAAAGAAAGCAGUUUAUACAAAGACCUUCAAACACUUUAUAAAAAAGAUUCUAAAACAGACCACAUAUGUCUUAAUAUAACUUUUACUGAUCGCUUUCCAAUGCAACCACCUUUUAUUCGUAUCUGCUACCCUGUUAUAUUUGGCGGAUACGUUUUAAGUGGUGGUGCCAUCUGUAUGGAGUUGCUAACACCUCAGGGAUGGAGCAGUGCUUACAGUGUCGAGGCUGUCAUCAUGCAGUUGUCAGCUACCCUGGUGAAAGGGAAAGCAAGGGUUGAUUUCGCUGGCACAACCAAGGUUAAUCAUGUAUAUUCUUGGACGAAAGCUCAAUCGGCGUACAAAACACUCGUUCAAAUACACGAAAAAAGUGGUUGGUUUACACCACCAAAAGAUGAAGGCUGAUCGCACUCGUUUUCUUCUUUGUUCUGUUUCCUAUUAAUUAUUAUUUUUUUUAAACUACCGAAAAACUUUAAAAAAUUUCCUUUAGAAUAUAUUUUUAAUAUGUCGCAUAUGCUGCAGGGGGUAAAAUAGGUAACGUGUGAGAACCACGACAUAGAAAUAGUUUCAUAGUUUAAGAGUGACGAGCAAAUUUAUUUUGUAAAUUUUAGAAGUAAGUAAUUUGGGUUUCCAUCAAUUUUCUAAUGUCUUUCUUUUCUUUUUUUCCCUUUCUAAAAAUGAGAUGUAAGGUAGAAAAGUUGAAGAUUCACACAGCGAAUUUUAUGAAAUAAACAGGAAUUGUUUUUCACUAUGCAAAUGUCUGUUGAAGCUCACUGAAUUUAUAUUCUAUAAUUUAGUGGACAUAAUUGUAUAGCACCUAUAUCCUGCCAGGACUCUUGUUUUCAUCUGUCCCAAGUCUUUUUGAAUGAUAAGUUUCCUGUUCAGGUUCUAAACUUUGCAUGCGUUUUGUAAAUGCUUUUGCGAACUAACACAGCCACACAAUCAAAUCAGAGGUACCCUAAAGAAAAUUUAUUUUCGUAACCGUUUAUUCUCGUCUAAUCAGGUUAUUUGAGUAACAUAAACUGUUUCAUGUUGUUGUUUUUUGUAAAUAUUGUGUUAUUUUAAAUAUAUGACUGCUCGAUCUAAAAGAGUUUACACUUAUUG